Messenger RNA from Prinia subflava (tawny-flanked prinia), 15869 nucleotides. It is a transcript of the gene GRIN2A, whose product is annotated as glutamate ionotropic receptor NMDA type subunit 2A. Bases 360 to 4733 code for a protein of 1457 amino acids. Gene Ontology annotation, molecular function: NMDA glutamate receptor activity. The record is from RefSeq and is a predicted model, not a curated record. Gene Ontology annotation, biological process: long-term synaptic potentiation; excitatory postsynaptic potential; monoatomic ion transport. The transcript is spliced from 14 exons. Lineage: Eukaryota; Metazoa; Chordata; Aves; Passeriformes; Cisticolidae. Gene Ontology annotation, cellular component: NMDA selective glutamate receptor complex; plasma membrane.
ACUGCGGUGGGAACAAGUUGCAGGAUGAAAUCCAGGCGUUAGGGGACCUGUUUUCCACUUCAUUGUUUGCAAAGGAAUCUACUGAAAUGACUUUGAGGAUCUUUAAACUGGAACUAUGUGGAGGGAGAAUGCACCCCCCCUUGCCUGUCUCCCUGUCCACGUAGCUGCCCUCCCGGGAUGCGAUGUCGCUCGCAGGCUGCGGCGGGGAUCACGGAGGCCGCCCCUGAGCCCGGGCAGCGAGGGGCGCGACAUGCCCGCGGUCGCGACAUGUCCUGCAGCGACACCGACAGCAGCACCGGCACCUCCGGCAGCCGCCGCCGCUCCGUCUCCUGAGGCGCUGGGGGAUAAAGCUGGCAAAGAUGAGGAAAAUUGGCUGUGCUCUCCUGGUACUCCAAGCUCUUCUGGCACCUUUGGAUCUUGUUCGUGGAGCAGAGAAAAAUUAUCCCAUCCUGAACAUUGCAGUGAUUCUGGGAAGGACCAAGUACAUAACAGAGAGAGAUAUCAGAGCUCUCUGGACCAGGGAAAUGUCAGCAGACCUGACUGUUGAUAUCAAUGUAGUGACCCUUCUUGUGAACCAGACUGACCCUAAGAGCAUCAUAACGCAUGUUUGUGACUUGAUGUCAGGCACCAAGAUCCAUGGAGUGGUUUUUGGAGAUGACACUGAUCAGGAGGCAGUAGCUCAGAUUUUGGAUUUUAUUUCAUCUCAGACUUCUAUUCCAAUUCUUGGAAUUCAUGGCGGGGCCUCCAUGAUAAUGGCAGAUAAGGAUGUCAUGUCCACGUUCUUCCAGUUUGGGGCUUCCAUCCAGCAAGAAGCCAUUAUCAUGCUGAAGAUCAUGCAGGAUUAUGACUGGCACGUGUUCUCUCUGGUGACCACCACUUUCCCUGGAUACCGAGAUUUCAUCAAUGUCAUUAAGACCACUGUGGAAAACAGUUUUGUGGGCUGGGACAUGCAGAACAUCAUCAUACUCGAUACUGCCUUUGGAGAUGCCAAGACCCAGAUCCAGCUGAAGAAAAUCCACUCCUCAGUCAUCCUGCUGUACUGUUCCAAGGAUGAGGCUGUCUACAUCCUGGACGAGGCGCGCUCCCUGGGCCUCACCGGCUACGAUUUCUUUUGGAUAGUUCCCAGCCUGGUUAGUGGCAACACAGAAAUCACUCCCAAGGAGUUCCCUUCAGGACUCAUUUCUGCAGCUUACGAUGAGUGGGACUACAGUUUGGAAGCUCGGGUGCGGGAUGGCCUCGGGGUUAUUGCCACUGCUGCCUCAGCCAUGCUGGAGAAGUAUUCCUUCAUUCCUGAGGCAAGGACCAGCUGCUACGGACAACUGGAGAAGAAUGACCGCCCCUCUCAAACCUUGCACAAGUUUAUGAUGAAUGUGACGUGGGAAGGCCGAGAUUUGUCCUUCACAGCAGAUGGGUACCAGGCACACCCCAGGCUGGUGGUGAUCGUGCUGAACAACGAGCGCGAGUGGGAAAAGGUGGGCAAGUGGGAGAACAACUCCCUGAGCCUGAAGUACUCGGUGUGGCCGAGGUACAGCUCCUUCGCCGACAGCGACCCCGACGACAACCACCUGAGCAUUGUCACCCUGGAGGAGGCGCCCUUUGUCAUUGUGGAGGAUGUGGAUCCCCUCAUGGAGAGCUGCCAAAAAAACACCGUGCCGUGCCGGAAAUUUGUCAAACUUAACAACAAAACUAAUGAGGGAACAAACGUAAAGAAGUGCUGCAAAGGAUUCUGCAUCGACAUCUUGAAGAAAUUGUCCAAAACUGUCAAGUUCACGUAUGACCUGUACUUGGUGACGAAUGGGAAGCACGGCAAAAAGGUCAAUAACGUGUGGAACGGGAUGAUUGGCGAGGUGGUGUAUCACCGGGCAGUGAUGGCCGUGGGCUCCCUCACCAUCAACGAGGAGCGCUCGGAAGUCGUGGACUUCUCGGUGCCGUUCGUGGAGACCGGGAUCAGUGUCAUGGUGUCACGGAGCAACGGCACCGUGUCCCCAUCUGCUUUCCUAGAGCCUUUUAGUGCUUCUGUCUGGGUGAUGAUGUUUGUGAUGCUUCUCAUCGUGUCUGCCAUGGCUGUCUUUAUAUUUGAGUACUUUAGUCCUGUAGGAUACAACAGGAACUUAGCACAAGGGAGAGAUCCCCAUGGCCCAUCCUUUACCAUUGGGAAGGCAGUGUGGCUGCUCUGGGGCUUGGUCUUCAACAACUCCGUGCCUGUGCAGAACCCCAAGGGGACGACGAGCAAGAUCAUGGUGUCGGUCUGGGCUUUCUUUGCUGUCAUUUUCCUGGCCAGUUACACUGCUAACUUAGCUGCCUUCAUGAUUCAAGAGGAAUUUGUUGACCAAGUGACUGGGCUGAGUGAUAAAAAGUUUCAAAGGCCACAUGAUUAUUCUCCUCCUUUUCGGUUUGGAACGGUCCCGAAUGGAAGCACUGAGAGGAAUAUCCGGAACAACUACCCUGAUAUGCACCUCUACAUGACCAAGUUCAACCAGAAAGGGGUCGAAGAUGCCUUGGUCAGCUUGAAAACUGGGAAGUUGGAUGCUUUCAUCUAUGAUGCAGCGGUGCUGAAUUACAAGGCUGGAAGAGAUGAAGGCUGCAAACUUGUCACAAUAGGCAGUGGGUACAUCUUUGCCACCACUGGCUAUGGGAUUGCUCUGCAGAAAGGAUCCCCUUGGAAGAGACAAAUCGACCUCGCGCUCCUUCAGUUUGUGGGAGACGGGGAAAUGGAAGAGUUAGAAACCCUGUGGCUGACUGGUAUUUGUCACAACGAGAAGAACGAAGUCAUGAGCAGCCAGCUGGACAUCGACAACAUGGCAGGAGUGUUCUAUAUGCUUGCAGCAGCCAUGGCACUCAGCUUAAUAACCUUUGUCUGGGAACACUUAUUUUACUGGAAACUUAGAUUCUGCUUCACUGGAGUCUGCUCGGAUAGGCCGGGAUUGCUGUUCUCAAUCAGCAGGGGUAUUUACAGUUGCAUUCAUGGAGUACACAUUGAAGAGAAAAAGAAAUCUCCUGACUUUUCUUUGACCAAUUCACAAACCAACAUGUUAAAACUGCUGCGAACAGCGAAAAACAUGACCAAUAUCAACCCUCCAAGAAUUGACUCCCCCAAAAGAACAGCUGAUUUUAUUCAGAGGGGUUCUUUGAUUAUGGACAUGGUCAUGGAUAAGGGAAACUUGAUAUUUUCUGAUAACAGAUCCUUUCAGACAAAGGACAACUUUUUUGGUGACAACAUAAGUGAGCUCCAGACACUUCCUGGCAAUCGACACAAGGACAAUCUGAACAACUAUGUUUUCCAAGGGCAGCAUCCUCUCACACUGAACGAGUCCAAUCCAAAUACAGUAGAGGUUGCAGUAACAACAGAAGCAAAAGCAAACUCCAGACCCAGGCAGCUUUGGAAGAAAUCAGUUGAAUCUUUACGCCAAGAUUCUGUACGUCAGGGCCAAAGUGCCCAGAGAGAAAACGGGUCAGAGGAAAACAGGCAGCUUUCCUUGAAAAGCCAAAGAUACCUUCCUGAAGAGAUUGUCCAUUCAGAUGUAUCAGAGACAUCAAGCAGAGCUACUUGCCACAUGGAAUCUGAAAACAACAAGCACCACAAAACCAAGGACAAUUUUAAAAAAAGGACAGGAGCAUCAAAAUACCCAAAAGACUGUAGUGACGUGGAACUGACAUAUCUGAAAACCAAACAGGGCUCUCCACGGGAUAAAAUCUACACGAUUGAUGCUGACAAGGAGCCGGGAUUCCGCUUGGACACACCUCAGUUCAUCGAAAACAUUGUCCUUCCAGAACCUGUAGAGCUUCCUGAUGUUUACCAAGAUCACAACGACAACUACAGGAAAGCCGAACACGCGAACAGGACUCCGUCACAUAAUGAAGACAGUCUUCCAAACAAUGACCAGUAUAAACUUUAUGCAAAGCACUACACUCUCAAAGAAAAAAAUACUUCCCUAGGUGACAUGAACGAUAGGUACAGACAGAACUCCACCCACUGCAGGAGCUGUCUCUCCAACAUGCCCACCUACGCGGGGCACUACUCGACCAGAUCUCCCUAUAAAUGCGACGCGUGCUUGCGGAUGGGGAACCUCUAUGACAUUGAGGAAGAUCAGAUGCUGCAGGACACAACGAACUUAUCACUCCCUGAAGAAAUAUAUGAGCGUACUUGGUCACAAAGUAGUGCUCUGCAAUAUCAUAAAAAGAAUAAACUGAAGAUUAGCAGGCAACACUCUUUUGAUAAUAUCGCUGAUAAGUCCAGGGAAAUUGAUAUUGGAAGACCUUCUCGUAGUAUAAGCUUGAAAGAAAGAGAGAAAUUUCUUCAAAGUAGUCCAUAUGCAAGCAUGUUUAGUGUUCCCUCAAGCAAACUGUUGAGCAACAAGGCCUCACUUGUAACUCAUGCUCUGGAGGACAGUAAGCGGAGCAAGUCCCUGUACGCUGUGCACUCGGAUGAUAACCCCUUCCUGCACACCUAUCGUGAUGACCAGCACUUAUCUCUUAGGCGAAGUCCAGCUGAUCUUUAUAAACAUUCAUUGCCAACAAGAGGAAGAAAUGAUAAUUAUUUAAGGUCAUCCAUACAGUCUACAGCAUCAUACUCUUCCAGGGAUGGUCGGAUCCAUAAUGACAUGUACAUUUCAGAGCAUGUUUUGCCUUACGUUGCAAAUAGGAAUAGCUUGUACGCAACUCCAAGGGUUUUAAAUUCCUGUAGCAAUACACGUGUGUAUAAGAAAAGGCCUAGCAUUGAAUCAGAUGUUUAAAUUUUCCAUGAACACUUUAUCUAUAGGGAAAGAAUAGUUGCCACCAUCUUAGAGGGAGAAUUUUUCCUUUAACGGUAUCCUGCUCUGGUAAAUGAUACAUAAACCUCUCCCUUUCCCAGUGUACUUUUGUACAUGAAUAGGUAAACUGGUAUGCUCUGAACUAUCCUUUUAAAAUAUGUCUUGUUGAAAAGGAUAAAAAAUAGCCAUUUAUGUAUGCUUUAUAUAUAAAUGGCAAGUUGUACUGAAAUAGCCCCAAUAUAUGUUGGCAACUAUGCUGUUUUGUACCUAAUUAUUUUGCUAUUUCGGUUAUUCUAAUUUAUGUUGCUAAGUAUCAUUCAAUGUACUUUUGUCCUUAGAAAUGUUUAAUGAUUUUCUAGUACUGGAUAAGCAAUAUGGUAUGCAUGUAGUAUGACACAGACAAGAAAUAGGGAUGCAUUUGCACAGAAUCAAAAGUAAGAUUCUAAAAGAGAACAGAAAGCUGAGACUUCCAAAAAUAUAUUUUAGCUUCAUAAUCAUUUUCAAAGCCAAAUAAUAAUUUUUAAAAAGUCCCCAAACCCCAGGACCUUAAUAAAAUACAGUGUGUUAGCACAAAAUUAGUAUGUUCCUUCUAGACUGACAGACAGUAGAUGGGAAGGCAGUAACCCCAAACAUGUGAACUGCUGUGUACCAAAAGGAAGCCCCAUGGAUAUUGGUUAAUGUUCAUGUACAAAUGCUUUUCUUAUAUUGCACAUGCACUUACCAUUACAAAGUUCAUUGAAAAGUUUGCAGUAAUCGUGUCAGAAAUUUCACAGCUGCCUAAUCCAGAGUAUAUAUUUUUAGAUAUCACUAUAUGGCACUUACUAUGGAGCUGUGGACUUUAUUAGUAACCUUGAGGCCUAAUGUGUACGUAAGUUUGCAUUUGCCCCUUACUGGUGAUUACUCAGGGCUGUAUAGUAUUUCUUUUAUUCUUUCACUUCCCAAACCAAAUCCCAACCCACUGUAGUUCUUUGUUCAUAGUGUAUUAGUGACUAAUUAAUUGUAUAUUAAUAGUAUUAAAGCUGUUAAUACAGUAUCAAACACCGACAGCCAUAAGUUCAGUGUGGUCCGUGAGGAGCGUGGUACCAUUUAUUUGCAUACACAGAGAAGGAUUAACACCUUUGGAAGGACUCCUUCCUUCCACAGUAUUGUGCAUAUUUGUUGAACAUCAGACCAUUUUUCUAACCUCUGCAAUCAAGUCUGUUAUAUAAAGUGAAUAUAUGCACACGUAACUAAGAAGCAGUAUCUUUAUUAUCACUUACUGAUACACAAAGGUAUUCACAUAACAGGGAUGCAUUGCUAUAUGACUUUUCCUUCUAUAGAUGUCAAUCAGAUUAUUUCACAAAUAAAAUGUCUGCUACACACCCCUCCUUACCCUCACUGGAAGAAAAAAACCCACUAGAUUUUAACCAUAAGGGAGUGAAAGGGAAGAGAGGAAUCCUUUCAGGAGAAGCGUGUACAGCUGUAAAUUUAAUUUCAACUAAAGAAGUAAAUAUAAUUUCUAAUAUAUUUAACUACUGAAAGUGUUCCAGAGGUGGUGCUCUCCCAUUUUCCUGCUACUCUGAGAAUUGCUUUAGGAUUUUUGUGUAGAGGAAAUUUAGAUUAUUCAAGCAUUAUUCCCUCCAGUUUACUGAAUAACAGUGAGCAGGGAAACUAUUACCACUGUGAAUUGGAAAAUGUGAAUAUUAUCCUAACUUUUCUCUAAACUGAAACUCUUUUCAGCAGAAUUGUGCCUGUCAGCUGUAAUUGAAGCAUCUGCAUGCCAGAGGUGCAGUAUGCAAUGUGUUUAAUUUAGAACAGCAUACUGCAGAGCAGAGUUGCAAAGGGGAGAUAAUAUAAAUGAUGUGUAGGGAUAGUCAAAAUAAAACUUCUUGAAUUUUGUUUACAGCUUUUUUUUAAAUUAUUAUUAAACAGAUUUAAACUGACUUUGGCUAUCAAAGUCUAGAAUGAGUUCUUGGUAUUUGCAAAUGUAUUUGUACCUUCACCAUGAUGGUGAAGGAUAAUAUUUUUUAAGGAAUGAAAUGUAAUGAGAUUUGGGCUUCCGAGUCUCAUUCCAGCUUCCAAAAAUUUCAGUAUACUUUAUUAUAAGUACAAUCAGAAAGCAUAUCUAUGGGUAUCUCUAUGCUGUUCAGGUAAAAAUAUGUUUUGGGUAUUCUUUGUUCAACAUUUGGUCAUAAUUAUUGGCCCUGAUUCACAUGGGAUGCUUUCUGGUUCCUCACUGGAGGGAGUUUUUAUAAACAGAAGUUCCUUACCUGCCCUUAGAAAGACUCAGAUUUCUUAGGAAGAGUUUUGUGAGCUCAGCAGGGUUAGGAUGUCUGUGGGAUGAACACUACCUGGCACAAACCCAAACCUUUUCCCAAAGACACAAGUGUGCUUUGCUCUUAGGUCUACAGGAAGGCACAUGCACAGAAGGCAUAGAGUUGUAAUGACAGUAAUAAAAAUAUUCCAGGCAAAUUUUAGUAUCCAGUCCAAAUUAUAUUAACUAAAAUCUGAAGUGUUUUGAACUAUCUGCUGUGUUUCAGCAGACAUGAUAUGUGCUGAUGUCAUGCCAAAUCCUGCCAUGGAAGUUGCUGAGCAUUUUACCAAGUAAAUCAUAAAACUCAGUGGUGGCUCUUGUCUUUCACAUCAUCAUAAAGCUCUCAAGUAUUUGUUGAUCGCUCCAAGUCUUUUGUAUCAUCAUCUCUAUCUAACCAGACACACAUUAUUCGAUAUUUAUACAAGUACUGUAUGUCAAGUUGUGGGAAACAAAAGUUCCCAUUUACAUUUUCUCUCUUGAGAUUCAGUUGUAAACAUCCUCAACCCAGGUGGAUUUAUCUUUCUGUGAAAUGUACAAGCAAAUUAGCUACAUCAAAAUAUAUUGCAGUGUUUGCUUUUUCUGAUUUGAGCAGAUUUCUGGUGACUGUAGAGAUUUAUUAUUAUUAUCUGCAAUAUGCAAUACGACCACCUGCCCUAAACCCAAAUAAAGAGGCUGAGGGAAGACUUGACAAUGUUGCACAGCAGUUGUUCACAUGGAAAUAUAAGAUGCUGCCUUUAAAGGGAGAGGAAAAAAACCCACCAGAUACUGAAAGCAGAGGGAGUAAGAGUCUGCAUGCAUUUGUUGUUUUGAUCUUGGCAUAAAUCUGAGUCCAUAGGGGGGCAGGAGAGCUGAGGCAGGGCCGUGGGCAGUAGCCGGCGCGGUUGCGGAUGUGCUCGUGUAAAGAAGAAGCAGCUGAGAAGUUGAAGAAAAAUCUUCAACAGAGCCACAAGCCACAGCUUGUGAGGCUCAGCCGUAGAGCACGUGGAAUUCUGAGUUUUGCCUGAGCUUUGUUGAUGUAUUUGCACUGACUUUCAAUGAAACUGAGAUCAAGACUUUCUGUAUUUCCCUCUCUCUCACUCUAGCUGCUGCUAUACUUGAAGAGGAGAAAAGAAUCUUCCUGCAUAAGUGGCCAUCCUUUGUGUACCUUUCUGGAUGGUGCUGGUGACUUGUUACAUUUUCCUGAUUACAGCUCUAGCAGUUUGUUGGUCAUUCCUGUCACCAAGAUCCCCUGUGGCUCCAGCUGGAACUGAAUCAGGCUGUAAAUGAUUUGGGCCAUUCUUGGUAGCAUGUCCUGUAGUGUUACACUGCUCCUGGACGACACCUUUUGUGGAGGCAGGAUAUUGAAUUGCUGAGGAAUGCAGUAGGUACAUGGAGGUAAAAACAGUUACAUAGACAUACCUGCCUCUUGCUUUUUUUCCUCUUUUAAAGAUAUUGUAGAGUUUCUUCAUGUUUUUGUCUUUCCCUUUUCACCACAGUAAAUUUACCUUUUUUCUCUCAAAUAGAUUUUGUGUUCUGCUUGUGUUUCUUAGAACAGUGUAGCCACCCACUAAUUUAAAAGCAUGGAAAUAAGAUAUUUUAAUAUAUAAGAUAAAACUAAGGAAAAUUAAGACAUUUUGCAUUUCUGGAAAAUUUAAUGUUUUUGCAGCUUUGCUCAGAAUUCAUUACUCUGUUAUUUAAGAAGCUUGGUUAGGAGAAAGAAUGCUGUGGACAAACAGAAAUGAAAUCACCACCAGCUCACCGUGUUUUGGCAGCAUCUCAUAAAUACAUGUCUCUUUAUGGUCUUUCAGGAACACUUAGGUGAAAUAAGGCUCACAAGGGAAAUCAGGUGUGGUUUAUUUUUCCUGAUGAAAGCAAAUGUUUUUAUACAGUUUUAAAGCAAGCAAAAGCUGGAGCUGUGUGAGUAGCUUAGGGUUUCUGUGCUGGAAGGCUAAGCUCUUUCUGUUACCAGUGGGAAGAGAGAGAGAGAAAGAAAGAGAAAGCAGAAAGGGUGGAAGUUCAGAGGACUGAAGGCUCUGGAGCAGUUAUGUGGGGGAUGUGUCCAGAAAUAUAUUUCCUCUCUCUGUUGACUUUUUAGAAAGUACAGGCUCCUAACUCCAACAUCUCAGUUAGGUAGGCUUAGAAAAGCAAUUUAUUCCCAGCCUCAAAAAUCUGCCAGGUAAAUCUGCCAGGUUCAGCCUUGGAGGUGUUACAUGUUCCUGUGCUCAUGCAAAUAGGAGUUUUUGUGUGGUUUCCAGUACCCCUUGCAUAGUUGGGAUAACCAUUUGCUUUAUACCAUGUGACUACCCAGCAUGGGAGAAAAGUGUCGGGAUCUAUUCCUUAUGGAAUAACUUGCUAUUUUCAUAUUUCUUCAGUGUAGCAUAUGCACCUUAGGGAUGGGGAAGAUUUUGUACUGUUCCCUCCCUUGCUGGGUUUGUCAAUGAAAAACAGAAAUUUUGUCACAAAUCUGAGAAUCUGCCUGGAUUUAGGAAGAAUUCAAGAGGUGAAUUUUUUUGUUGUUACGUUGCAUUUAAGAUGUAUAAAACCUAGUGAAAACAGAACUUUUGUGAAAAAAUCAUCUCCUACUUGAUAUAAAAGAAUAACUAUCCUGUGACUUGGCUAGAUUGUGUCAAGUGUUAAUCAUCACAUCGUGUGCUUCUUUCAAGAUGAGUGUCAUACAUUCCCUCACUAAACUUUCCCAGCCCUGGUCCUAUCUUAGCUCAAAAGUCCUUUCCAAGCAGUCCUUUUCCUGUGUAGUGCAGUCUGGUUUGCAACAUAAAAACAGUUUUCCAGGCAUAGACUUAAAUUAUUUUCUUACCAAUGAUUUUUUUUAAUUGUUAAUCUAAACUUCCUUUCUAUUGAGAGCUGAGCCUUCCAAACUUAGCAGUGCUGAAGGAACUUCUGAAAGAACAUAAAGGCCUUUGAAAGUGUGACUUACAAUAUGAGCCAUUUCCCUGCCCAAACCCACCUGUGCUGUCUUAUUUAAAUGUGUUGGCAACAUGUCAGUGUUUGAGGGAGCUCAGUUUAAUCACAGCUGUGUAUUUCUUUGUGAUGUGGAUGGAAGUGCAGACAGGAACGUGGUGUGGUGGAGGAAAGGCUCGAUGUGCUCUGGCUGGAGUCACCUGUGAAGCUGUGGUUAAAUGGGAGCAGCCUCCCCUCCGUGCUGUCUCUUCCAUGUUUGUGGUGGUGCAGAGUGUCUGUGUGACGUGUCCAUCCAUCUGUGUGACGUGUCCAUGUGUGACACUCCUGCCCAGCUCCCCAGCUGUCCCCUGGAGCUCUCCAUGCUCGCGCCCAUUCCCGUCUCACAGCGCUGUCAGAGGGACGUGGCUGCUCCUGCUCUCUCUGCCCGACUCAAGGGGAGCUGCAAUCCUGCCCUGCUUCUCCCUGUUCUGCUGGGGAGGGUUCCUGCACUCUCUGUAAAUAAGCUCUUCAUUUAUUUCCCUCAUUCAAGCUAUAACAUUUUUUUUCCCCCUGCUUCUCUCGAUCUGUGUACAGAGUAUGCGCUCUAAAAAUAUGUGCUCUUCCAAAGUCCUGCAGCUUUGGAAGCCAGGAAUACAGGUGUGCAUCACCCUGCAAUGCAGUGAAAAUGCACUUGGUUCUCCUCGUGGGAUCAUCAGCUUUUUUUGUUCCAUACUGCAGAAUGUAUCUGCCAUGGUUGAAACUGUUCUUUCUUUAUUUUUUUUGUUUUAAUUUCUGCCAUUCUAACAGCUGUAAGAAUCCACUGCUGAUUUUGUGAUGGUUUUGUCAUAUCUAUAAUUUAAGAACCAGAAAUAAUGUAAGUAAAAAUAAGUGACCUCACUAUUUACCAGGUUUUUGUUGUUUUGCGCUGAAAUGACAAUUUUUACUCCUUUUGCUUAAUUCUUUACCUGUAUUGAAAACAAGGCUAAAUUAGUAGAGAAUAUAGCCAUGCUGUAACAUUGUCAUGCAAUACCUUUAUUAAUAGAUAACCACACUAAAUAUAGUAUUACAUAUUUAAAAGAGAGAUGGUUUCGACUCUCCAACUCUUAAAAAGUAGUGGUGAUAAGCAGUUAUACUCCUAGAUGUUCUGUCCUUUCCCUUUUGUAUUAGUAUUUGUUUUCACUAAUAUAUUUCAAAAAUUAUAUUUCUGUGCACGUUAGAAAACUGUGAAAAUAAAUACCAAUAAAUAUUGUGAUACUUAUUCAAUGCACUGUAAAAUUCCAAGUGAGAUGAUACUUUGCUUGGGAAUUGAUGAAAGUUUCCUCACUUCUCAGAAAUGGUACUAAGCUUUAAUGUGGGAAAAUGGUAAUAUUUACAGUGACAUGAAAUUUUAAUGGAGAAUGUCUUGGUUUGCACUUCUGGUACUAUUAGAAGAAAUGAUAUGUUUUUCUCAGCAAAUGCAUUAUGAUUUUUAAAUUUGUUUUGUGCAUUGCAGUACGUAAGAAUAACCGCUUUGAAGAGAUUUGUGUUACUUCAUUACAACAGCAUUCUUUUGUCUGAUAAUUUCUUUUCCUGAGCCUAUUUAAUGAUGGUGUUUAAUCCCAAAAACCUUUCUGGGAAUGUAUUUUGGCUUCUGUCUCACGUUGCAAACCCUGAACUUGGACUCGUAGUGAUGCAGUCGAAGGCCCUGAGGAGGCUGCUCUGCCUUUCUGCGCUCCUGGGGACGGGCACCUUCCUUGUUCCCAGCUGGGACGGGAUUAGAGGAGUCCAGAACACUUUUGGAGGAUGUGCUGUGCAACAAUAGAAGUGUAAAUGAUCUUCAAAAGUGAAAAUAAUAAAGAAAUUGGAGGUUCACAGUUAGCCACACUAGUGGGGGAGGUCUGUGACAGGGGUCUGCAGUUUCUGGAGGAGAUGAUAAUUUUUAACUAAAGUAAUUUUGAAUUCUACUUAAGUUUCUGAAAGUAACUGAAAAAGCGGGAGUUUUCUUUUUCUUUUAAAGCCAAAGUCUUCAUGUUUUCAUACGAGGUUUCACAGGAAAAUGGGCCAAAGAAUACAAUUAAAUAUGCAAAUGGUUAAUCCUAUAGAAAAGGGUAUCCUGUUAUCUUGAUAUGCACAAGCAUAUCAAUGGUAAUAGGAACAAUGUGUGUAAUUUUCCUGUAUAUUGCUAUGUAGGUUGCACUAUUUUGAAUGACACAAGCCUGAUAUUUUGAUUACCAAAUACCAUGAGAUGCUGUUUAUUAAUAGUUUAAACUUGUUAACCUAAAUAUAUAUACAGUAUACCCAGGCGUGCGUGCAUCCACCUUCCAGCCCAGUCAUGCGUGAGUAAUCUCCCAGAGCUUGGGACACAUCUCAGCAGUGCUCGAUUUUCAGUGGUUUUCUCCUUUCCAAACCUCCUACAUCCAGAAAUCCUCUUGCAGCGUUUGUUGUAGUGUUUGAUACUGGGUAAAGAAGGAGCUAAAGGACUCUUAAUUUGUGCUAGGACACAGGAAAACAUUCAUUCUUCCUGUCCAGAAGAGAGGGAACCGAUGCUUGCUGUAGUACCCAGGCCUAGGGGAAGGAUGGCUUUUCAUGCUGGUUCAAAAAUCUUGGCCAGAGAGGCUCUGCUGGCCUGGUGACUGAAGUUAAACUCAGUGUCAGCUCACAUGAUGCACAUCUGGUCCUUAAACACGUUACUGAAGGCAGCUGAGGAAGGAUCCUCCAGCACCAAGCUCCCAGGGAGGGCAGCUGGGGUGUGCCCCAGUGCCCCCUGUGUGUUCCCCACGCAGACUGGGCAGGGUCCAAAGCAGGUUUUGCAUGCCAGGCAGGAUUUAGCAGGGUCCAAAGCAGGUUUUGCAUGCCAGGCAGGAUUUAGCAGGGUCCAAAGCAGGUUUUGCAUGCCAGGCAGGAUUUAGCAGUGGUGGGUAAGGCACAAUCACUUCUCUCCAUGCACAGGCUUUUGUGCUUGCUAGUACUGGUGAUGUGGAGGUUUCCUCCGAGGAAUGGGUGUGGGUUUUGGCUUCUUUUCUAAAUUUAUACUGCUCUAACUAAAACUGAAAAAAAUCCCGCUUGGAAUCAUUUGUUGGAAGUAAUCUUGAGCUGUUUUUGAAAGAGAAAGUUGUGUAAUUAUCAAGUUUUCCACCUUAGCCAAGAAACAAACAAUUCUGUAGGGUCAGAUUUUGUCUACUGCUCAUUCCAAGUGUGUUUUGGAGCAGAACUUGGUUUCAAGAACAUUUUUGCUUAGCCUGUUAUUACCUGGUCUAGGUUUGGAUUCCAAAUGUGGACAAAACACCUUUUGACUUAAAUAGGGGUGUGUGAGGGAGUGAUGGGAGAGCAGAUCCUUAGUGCAGUUCACACUCAGAUUUUAAAAACCCCCAUGAUUUGAAACCUCAUGUUGCUAAGGAAAUAGCAUCAUGUAAAAUUGUGUGCAGCUAGGAAGGAAACCAGUGCAAUUCCAGUGAGAGCUGUUAGCAGUUUAUACUGGGUAUCAGGUAUAAUACUUUGGAAUAGUCUUGCUGAUCUCAGAAUGUCCAUUUUGCACCAGUGAAGGACGGUCUGAUCUCUGUCCUCACACCUCACACCCCCAUGCACAGUGGAUCCCCUGCCUUCCCUGCUGAAACCAGGAGGCACAGACAAAAUCCAUCACUGUGUUAGGCAAACUCCCACCUGAUUCUUAACUCAUCACUCCACUUUUUAUGCAAAAUUUGCAUCCAUAUGUGUCAGGGUCUUGCAAGCACUUCACCUGUGAGUUAAUAAUGUUGAUUUUAAUUCACCAGAUUCAAAUUCACACUAAACCUGAAGGGCAUUUUGUGCUUCUUUUCAUCCUGUUUAAGGAUAUUUGUAGGCAUAUUAGUAGUUUAAACUUAAGUUGUGGGAUGAAACACUAAUAUUUCUGUGCUGCUAAACAAAACCCACCAGAAAUAUUUUAAAAUCUCAAAUUACACUUUGAAAAACAUUUUUUACCUGUUUACUUGAAUAAUGUCAAUUUAAUGUGUUGUCUUGAUCAGUUUUUGUACAUAUACAUGUGUAUAUAUAUGUUAUAUAUAAAUAUGUAUAUGUAUAAAGUUUUUGGGGAGAAUGAGGGGCAAGACAGAAAUCCAGUGUUGUGACAAAGAUUCUGCAGUCAUUUAUUAACAGUUUCAAUUAAUGUAUUGUUGUUUUGAGUUUGAUUAGAAGUUAUUUGCAGUUGAACUAUGACAAAUGAAAUGCAACUGAGAAAAAGAGAAUUCACAACAUUAACUUAGGAUUUUUUUCACAAAAAAAUAUUAAUUACUAGUACAGUUGGAAGAAUACUCUUUUUUGGAUGGGGGAAAAGAACUGCAGGUGUAAUAGUUUGUAUCAAUUACAUGGAGCACUAACCUACAUUGCACUAGGAGAAAUUUGCAUGCCAAAAGUAAAAUUUUACCAGAAAUCUUGGAACUAUUCAAUUCCAUACACAGUAAACUAAAAAGCCAAUCACUUCUGUGUUUACUAGUGCAGUUUGCUGUAACACUCUCUAAAGUGUCAUACUUCAAACCAAAGUGUAAGUCACAAAAUUCCAAUUACUAGCAAAGAAUAGUGGAGAUCUGAAGAGCUCUUAACACCUGGGGAAAUAAAUCAGGAUGUUAGAGUAAAAAUAAAAGAAUAUUGGUGAAGUGGAAUCAACCAUAAAAUAAUUAUUUUUUUUAGAGAAUCCAGAAUUUCAUUAUAAAAUUCACAGUCUAACGGAUUCUUCAAAAGAAAGGGUUUGGGGAAAAAGAGACGAUCUCAAAUCUAGUUUUGACAUUCCAAUUACUGCCUGUUUUAUUAGCUAGGUUAGCGAAGUGGAAUGAGUUUGAGCACACGCAGCUGCAGUUGCUGUGUGCUGCAGACACGUGAGCACCCAGCUCCCUGCACCCCCUGUCCCUCCCUCUGAGAUCUGGGGGAGGCUGGAGGAGCUGGGAGCCUCACACCCCUCCUGUGUUCACAUCCUGUCUCACUGCACUUCACCCCGACCAUCUUCUAACCCAGUGCAUGACUGAGUGCUAAUACUGUAUAAAUAUUUUGAAACAUAUCUUAAAAAAAUAUAAAAAUGUUUGCUUCAAACUUUUUAUGAUAGAGAAAUAUAUAAUUAUUAUGGUUGUCUUACAGAUUGUAUUGUGUUCAUUUUUUUUUUUUUUUGUUAAAUAUGUAGAAAAACAUUAAGGGAAUGGGGGACUUGAAUGUCUGUGUGUACUGAAAUGUAUAUAACUAUUUGGAAGAACACAUGUGCCAAGUAUAACAUGAUGUAAAAAUUGUAAAUAUAUUAAAAAUUCAUUUUUCUAAUAAAGAUAAUUUCUGCCAAUUAAUAUGAAAAGGAACAAUGGUAUCAUUCUUGUCUGUCUUCCUUGUUAAAUGGGACAAGAUGAAGCAUCACCUACGAAGAAGGUUUGCAUUUGUUUUUUCCUUAGCCACUGAUGUGAUUUGAAGGGUGUUAACAGCCACAUGUUUUGAGACAUCCUUUGCUGUUAGAAAUUAACGAAAGGUGAAGAUGCCUGAAGCUAAAGCUGACAGUAUGUGCUUGGUGAUCCCGAUUUGAUUUAAUUCACAAAGAGGAUGGAGACAAUUAACUUAUGCAAAAUUGCUUUGUUGUGAGAAUGAUGCUUUGGGAGGAGCUCAGGAGCUCGGUGGAGGACUGCCCCUUCACCUGGGGCACCACCGAGGGCCUGCAGGAGGAGGUGAUCCAGCUGCAGAGGGGCAGGAGAUCUUUGGCCCCUGUGGAGGCAGAAUCCAGCCUGAGAAGGAGGUGUCCAGCCAGGAAUGAGCCACCCCUGAGAGGAGCUGGAGCUAUGGAGCUCACCCAGGUGAGGAUGGAGGAGAGCAAGGCAGGGGGUGAGAAAACAGCAGUCCUGUCUCCAUCUGCUGUGACUUUUGGUUCCCACAAACUUGCCUAAUGUUCUGGUUAAUCAAAAUUAAUCAAAAUGUAAAUAAAAACAGAGGUUUUAGUGGAGCAUUUAAAAUUAGUUCUAAGGUUUGAC